Messenger RNA from Gilbertella persicaria, 807 nucleotides. Its product is annotated as peptidase M50B-like-domain-containing protein. The transcript has 3 exons. Lineage: Eukaryota; Fungi; Mucoromycota; Mucoromycetes; Mucorales; Choanephoraceae. The record is from RefSeq and is a predicted model, not a curated record. Bases 1 to 807 code for a protein of 268 amino acids.
AUGGCACCUAUUGAAUUCACAAGUUAUGAAAACUAUUUAGUGGCGCGACAAGUCGUUGCUGAUUCAGCUACAAAUAAACUUACACCAACACAAGAUCAAAAGAUCAUUCUUAUUAUUAUUGGAGUUUAUACAGCAGCCAUUUUGAUUUUAUGGAAUAUGCCUAUUGCCAAGAUUAUCUUAUCACCUUUUAAAUUAUUGACCGUAGGCUUACAUGAAUUCUCACACGCGUUCGUUGGCUGCCUAACGUGUGCCAAGAUUGAGUCAAUUGAGAUUGAUCCAGAUGAAGGAGGUGUCACUCGAAUGCGUGGCGGAAUACCAAUGUGUACCUUACCUGCUGGUUACCUAGGAUCUUCACUAAUUGGCGCUAUUCUUGUGAUGUGUGGAUUUAAUAUCAUGGCUUCCAAAAUCAUGAGUAUAGUCCUAGGUGUUUGCUUGCUAUUUACCUUAUGGUGGGCCAGAAACUGGCUGACACGGGGUAUCGGUCUCUUGUUUAUAGGUGUUAUUGUCUUUCUCUGGUGGCUGGAACAUGGUGUGGGGCUCAAAUAUUUUGUGCUCUUUAUUGGUGUCAUGUCUUGUCUUUAUUGUUUAUGGGAUAUCUUAGAUGAUUUGGUGUUUAGAAAGCUACAUGAAUCAGAUGCUUCUAAGUUUGCUCAGGUAUGCGGGUCAUGUAUGUCAAGCCGUGUUUGGGGAGUUUUUUGGUUUUUGAUCAGUUUGGUGUUCUUUAUUGCUGGUAUCCUGAUCGGAUUAGUGGCAUUUAAAGAAGAUGAACAGACACAACAGCAACAGGCUGCUGGAUUUGGUUGGUAA